This is a messenger RNA of Pieris rapae (cabbage white), 2624 nucleotides long. It is a transcript of the gene Gmd, whose product is annotated as GDP-mannose 4,6 dehydratase. Lineage: Eukaryota; Metazoa; Arthropoda; Insecta; Lepidoptera; Pieridae. Gene Ontology annotation, molecular function: GDP-mannose 4,6-dehydratase activity. The coding region runs from base 282 to 1367 and encodes 361 amino acids. The record is from RefSeq and is a predicted model, not a curated record. The transcript has 6 exons. Gene Ontology annotation, biological process: GDP-mannose metabolic process.
UGUUACUAUGAACAUAGUUUAAUAUUUGGAAUUUUUAAAAUUCCUGUUUUAUAAACUAUUAAUGAUCGAUUUCAAAUUACCUAAAUACGCAAGAAAUACUACGUACAAUUCACAACAAAGAAGUGCGGUUGAGUAAUGUUUAAAAUUUGUAAACAUUGCGAUUUGUAAAUUGGUAUGACAUACCAAACUUGUCGCUUUCAACAGUUGUGAUAUCUUAUCAGUGAGUUCGCCGGUUUAAAAGUGAAUACGUGUUUUAGUAUUUAAUAAAUAAUAAAUAAAAAAUGUCUGGAGAAUCUUCUGCUUCGACUGCGAAUGAAAAAGUUGCUCUCAUCACAGGAAUAACUGGACAGGAUGGAUCCUAUUUAGCAGAAUUUUUAAUUGAAAAGGGUUAUGAAGUACAUGGAAUUUUAAGGCGUUCUUCAUCAUUCAAUACUGGCAGAAUUCAACAUUUAUAUGAAAAACCUGCUUGCUUUUCUGGAGGGCGUAUGCAUUUACAUUAUGGAGAUCUAACUGACACCACCUGCCUUAUUAGUAUUAUUUCAAAGGUCAAACCAAAGGAGAUAUACAAUCUUGGAGCUCAAUCCCACGUGAAGGUUUCCUUUGAGCUCAGUGAAUACACAGCUCAAGUGGACGCGUUAGGAACCCUGAGGUUGUUAGAAGCAGUGAGGGUAGCUGGCUUAGAAAAACAGACCAAAAUCUACCAGGCAUCUACCUCGGAGCUCUAUGGAAAAGUAGUGGAAAUACCACAGACUGAAAAGACGCCGUUCUAUCCACGAUCGCCUUAUGCUUGUGCCAAAUUAUAUGGCUAUUGGAUUGUCGUUAAUUAUCGCGAGGCAUACGGUAUGUUCGCAUGUAACGGGCUGUUGUUCAAUCAUGAGAGCCCGCGUAGAGGGGAGAAUUUUGUGACGAGGAAGAUCACAAGAGCAGUGGCUAAGAUACAGCUGGGUUUGCUGGAAUGUCUGGAGCUGGGGAAUUUGGAUAGUAAGAGAGAUUGGGGACACGCCAAGGACUAUGUUGAGGCAAUGUGGCUGAUGCUGCAACAAGAAAAGCCAGAGGACUUUGUAGUGGCAAUGGGGGAGGCGCAUAGUGUUAGGGAGUUUGUCGAGAAGGCUUUCGCGCACGUGGGGAGGAGUAUCGAGUGGAGGGGGAGUGGGGUGGAGGAGACGGGGCACGAUAAGGCCUCGGGGCAACUGCUAGUGCGUGUCAACCCCAAGUAUUUCAGACCUACUGAAGUGGAUCUACUGCUAGGCGACGCAAGUAAAGCCAAACAACAACUUGGCUGGUCUCCACGCAUGACCUUCGAUGAGCUGGUCGUUGACAUGAUGGAUGCUGACAUGGAGCUCAUGAGGAAGAAUCCACAGGCGUAGAAUGGAAACAGACUGUAUGUUUAGGUAAACUUGUGCAAUUUUAUUUUUGUUGAAUACUUGUUUUAUUAAAAUUUAUCUACGGUCAUAAACGCGAAUUUGUUCUACAAUAUUAUUGUAAAAAUUCAGCGACAAUGACAACAUUUUAGUAGACUAUUAUUUUAGUAUAAAAUAAUUAUAUUUUAGCUUAUUUAAUUUUCGGUUAUAUUCAGCCUAUGCAAGAUAAUUUUUUGUUGUAUUUUUCCAGUAAUUAUACGUAUUUCGUGAAUUUUAAGAUAUAAAUGGGGGGAGACACCCACCCGUACAAAAUAUAAAUUGUAUUUUUUGUAACAUCCGAAUUCUUAUAUACUUUAAUGCUUUAUUUUAAGGUUUAAUUUGUAAGACACGUUUUGUCUUGCAGUCGUAAUAUAGAUUACUUUAUAAAAGUACUUUUUUGGUAAUUCUAUUAAACGCUUUGUACAUUAUUGUAUUACUAAAUAAUUGUCUGCACAAACGCCAGCUUCUGUGGCCAUAUCAUAGACAACGGAGUCACGGAUCACUAUAAUAAUAAAUUAUUUCAGUUCCUCAGUUGAGUUUAAAUUUGACAGAUGUCAGAUAGUUUGUUUCAUGCCAAUUUAUUACUUAUUAGGAAAAAUAUGUUCUUGUAUUAAUGUAACUCAGUAUUUAUCCAUAUCUACACAGCAAAUGUCAAAUUCAUAUUUCUUCAUAUCUAAUACAACUCUGAAUAUGGUAAAUCUGGAUUUAAGUAUGACUCUUGUAUGUCAGAAUUAUGAUAUACCGGUGUAAUAUUUACGUCUCGACAAAUUGAAAUUUAUUUUUAUAACAAGUCAUACAUUCCAAUUAAGAUGGUUCUUUUAAUGCAUUUUUUAUUAAAUUACAAAGUUAAGAAUUAAUUUAAACACUGAAACCAACUUAACAAUGUUCAAAUACCUGCCCUUAUAAUAAAUUUACCAUUUACCGUUUAUAACGCAUUUCAACGGAUUGUGUAUAAACUUAAAUGCGGUUUUUGUUUACUUCUAUGUAAGGAUAUAUUUUUAGAGAUAAUCGUUAUAUUUGUUCCUGUAUGUAUUAUUGAAUUUAUGUGAUUUUUCUAUGUAUUAGUGUUAUUGUACUUUGUAUAAACUGCUAAUAUAGAGUAAAAUUAAAAUAAUAUAUUAAUUAAGUUAUACAACAUUUGUACUCCAUCUAGGCAUGGUCGUAUACAAAAUGAAGAAUUAUUUGUAAAAAGUGAAUUUACUUUAAAUACAUUUUAUGAUCGUA